Polistes canadensis is the source of this 1261-nucleotide messenger RNA. RefSeq names its product parkin coregulated gene protein homolog. NCBI's taxonomy places the organism in Eukaryota, Metazoa, Arthropoda, Insecta, Hymenoptera, Vespidae. Gene Ontology annotation, molecular function: Hsp70 protein binding; Hsp90 protein binding. The record is from RefSeq and is a predicted model, not a curated record. The transcript is spliced from 4 exons. The coding region runs from base 458 to 1210 and encodes 250 amino acids.
UAUAUUGUUUUUAAUUUUCAAAAGACAUUUCAUGAAAACUUUAAUUAAUUAAUGUUAUAUAUAUUUUAUUGCAGUGUUGUAUUAUAUUGUAAUAUCUUACUAUGUCAUUACUAUUAUUUACUGUUGUAUCACAAUAUUCAAAGUUCCGCAAUUGACUAAAUUGUCUGCUGUUAAAAUAAAUCAGUGUUCAUGAGCAUCAUUUAUAUUACUUACGUCACUGAUAAUGAUGAAAUAGAGACUAACUGUUUAUUCGAUAAAUUUAUAAAUACUGUUGCUAAGUAACUUCUUUCAUCAUUAAUGAAUGGUAACACUCCGUGUUUCAGUUAUAUUCACACAUAUUAAAUAAAUUUUGUGUAUGUACUCGAAAAAGCAAAAUAUCUUUUUUUUUAACUAUCAAGCAUAUUGAAUAUUUGUAAUAAUAGUUAAAAAUAUAUGAUUGAAAUAAAUCUUUAUUAAAAUGGUAAAUGAAAAGGAAUUUUGGAAUAAAAUUUGUGGAAAUAUACCACGAUACAAAAAAAAAAAAUUUAGAGUGGUUCCUGCUUUUACCAUACAAGCAAUGCAGGAUAACACAGUAGUUGCUGACCCACCACGAAUUGAAAUAUAUAAAUGGCAUCGCCCAAAACCAUCUCAAUUUCGAAAAUAUUAUGAACGUGGCGUAUUUCCUAUUUCAUUAGAAAAUGAUGCUUCUGGGUUAAAAAUUAAUUGGAAAGAAGAUAUAUCAAGUCUAGAUUUUCAUUAUUAUUUACCUCUGUUCUUUGAUGGUUUGAUAGAAGAAGAACAACCUUAUAAACAAAUAGUAGAACAAUGUAUCUCCGAUAUGUUAGAUCACGGAGGAUCAAAAAUACUACCUGUUCUUCCAAAACUGAUUAUUCCUAUUAAAAGUAUAAUUUUAUCUUCAAAUGCUUUAAAUACAAAAAUACCAAAAAUAAUGUGCUCUACAAUGAGAGUACUUCAGCAUUUAGUACGUUCUGCUGAUGAUAUUGGCGAAGCAUUAAUCCCGUAUUUUAGACAAAUUCUUCCAAUUUUAAACUUACUUAAAAAUAGAAAUGUCAACCUUGGUGAAGGAAUUGAUUAUUCUCAACAAAGAGGUGAAAACACAGCAGAUAUAAUACAAGAAACACUUGAAGUUUUAGAAAUGUAUGGUGGAGAAGAUGCAUUUAUAAACAUUAAAUACAUGGUUCCCACUUAUGAGUCAUGUGUUAUGAACUAAUAUAUCAAAUAAUUUUAUUUAAUCAAGUGUUACUGACAAAACAAAAUAAUA